CUGGCCCCAACAUUUUUAUCCCAAACAAUGAGACUGCGUGUGCGCUUCCAAAACAAAAACAAAAACCCGCAGCACGUGCCAGAUAGAGUGGUUGGAAGUGAUGGGGUUAACCCGGGAGAGCUUCGCGGAGGAGAUCAUGUCUCAUGUGGAUGAAGCAGCCCGCCGGCUGUCCAAGAGUGGGUCAACCCUCUAUGCAGUGCUGGAGCUUAAGAAGGGUGCCUCACCUGAAGACAUCAAAAAGGCCUACAGGAGACUGGCCUUGAAGUAUCAUCCAGACAAGAAUCCAGGGGACGCUCAAGCAGCAGAAAUAUUCAAAGAGAUCAACACAGCCCACUCUAUACUGAGUGACCCUAAGAAGCGGAAAAUCUACGACAAGCAUGGCUCAUUGGGAAUAUAUAUACAUGAUCACUUUGGCGAAGAAGGCGUCAGAUACUAUUUUACGCUGAAUAGUUGUUGGUUCAAGACACUUGUCCUCCUGUGUGCUCUGCUCACCUGUUGCUGUUGUUGCUGCUGCUGCUGCUUUUGCUGUGGAGCACUUAAGCCACCACCUGAUGAGGCUGCCAGGAGAAAAUAUCAGCAGAAUGUCCAGAAUCAGCCUUCAAGGUCAGGAAACAAGCAAAGUUUUAGAAAAGGGGAAGAUAAUGAUAAUGAAGAUGAUUAUUAAAAGAUGAAG
Messenger RNA from Diceros bicornis minor, 673 nucleotides. It is a transcript of the gene DNAJC5G, whose product is annotated as DnaJ heat shock protein family (Hsp40) member C5 gamma. Bases 101 to 664 code for a protein of 187 amino acids. Lineage: Eukaryota; Metazoa; Chordata; Mammalia; Perissodactyla; Rhinocerotidae. The transcript is spliced from 5 exons. The record is from RefSeq and is a predicted model, not a curated record.